CCAGAGCGAGGUGCCCGAGCGUGUCUACCUGAACCAACCAUGGCUGUGAGGGACCUGGUGGUGGUGGUGGCAGCAGUGGUGACUCUGGUUGCUGCCGGCGGGGCAGAGCUGAAUGAAGAGAGUGGCCUGAGAAAGCCGGUGUGUGCAGACAUGGUUGACCUGCAGGCUUGCCCCCUCCUGUACUUGCCUAUCUGUGGAACUGAUGGGAAUACCUAUGCGAAUGAAUGCCAGCUCUGUGUGGAGCAAAAGAAAACCAGGCAAGACAUCCGGAUUCUGAAAGAUGGGGAGUGUCAAAAUACCUGAGCUUUCUGAUAGCUUUCCUGAACCUAGAAACAGGCAUCUGAGUAAGCAUAAGGGGUGCAUCAUAUGGUCAAGUGAGCUCCCUGAAGUCAGUGACCAUUCUGCAAGUCUGGGAGCUGUGCUAGUGUUGUGGCUCCUGUGCUUGAUCAGCUGGAAUUCAUCCCCUCACCCGGUUCUGCACUUU
Molecule: messenger RNA, 484 nt
Organism: Neopelma chrysocephalum (saffron-crested tyrant-manakin)
Lineage: Eukaryota; Metazoa; Chordata; Aves; Passeriformes; Pipridae
Product: chymotrypsin inhibitor-like
Exons: 5
Coding region: 40-303 (87 amino acids)
Molecular function (GO): protein binding; serine-type endopeptidase inhibitor activity
Source: RefSeq, a predicted model, not a curated record